Molecule: messenger RNA, 1977 nt
Organism: Beta vulgaris subsp. vulgaris (sugar beet)
Lineage: Eukaryota; Viridiplantae; Streptophyta; Magnoliopsida; Caryophyllales; Amaranthaceae
Product: EH domain-containing protein 1
Exons: 15
Coding region: 59-1690 (543 amino acids)
Biological process (GO): endosomal transport; endocytosis
Cellular component (GO): plasma membrane; cytoplasm; intracellular membrane-bounded organelle
Molecular function (GO): protein binding; calcium ion binding; GTP binding
Source: RefSeq, a predicted model, not a curated record
CAAUUUUAUUGCAGAUUUUUUUACAGUAUAAAAAAACCCCAAAAAAUAGAAAAAAAAAAUGGAGAUAGCUAGUGGUCCAAUUUCUUCGUGCUCUAAAGAACACCAGAAAGUUUAUCAGCAAUGGUUUAUAGUUGCAGAUUCAGAUGGAGAUGGUCGUAUAACUGGAAAUGAUGCAACGAAGUUCUUUGCCAUGUCUAAUUUGUCUCGAUCUGACCUUAAGCAGGUUUGGGCGUUUGCAGAUACCAAGAGGCAGGGUUACUUGGGCUUUAAAGAGUUUGUUGGUGCAAUGCAGCUUAUAUCUUUGGCUCAAGCUGGACAUGAGCUGACUUCUGAUCUUCUUAGUAAUGCAGUUAUGGAGGACAUUCAACUCCCGGUUUUGGAAGGGCUGGAUGCUUUACUAGCUAAGAAGAAAAAGACCACGGCAACGUAUGUUGAACCUGAAAUAAAUGGAUCUCCUCCGUCACCAGCUACAUCAGCUUGGUUUAGUUCAAAAUCCUCAAAGAAGGUACCUCUUAGUGCAGUAACUUCCAUAACUGAUGGUUUGAAGAGACUGUACUUAGAAAAGCUGAAGCCACUGGAGACUACCUAUCGCUUUCACGACUUUGUAUCACCAGCGCUGACAAACAGUGAUUUUGAUGCUAAACCAAUGGUUAUGUUGUUGGGACAAUAUUCAACUGGGAAAACUACGUUCAUAAAGCAUUUGCUGAAAUGUGAAUAUCCAGGAGCACAUAUUGGACCAGAGCCUACAACAGACCGUUUUGUUGUUGUCAUGUCUGGUCCUGAUGAGAGGAGCAUUCCUGGAAACACAAUUGCUGUCCAAGCGGAUAUGCCAUUCAGUGGUCUCACAAACUUUGGAGGGUCAUUUUUAUCAAAAUUCCAGUGCUCACAAAUGCCACAUCCUCUGUUGGAGCACAUAACUUUUGUUGACACACCUGGGGUUUUGUCUGGAGAGAAGCAGAGAACUCAGAGAAGCUAUGACUUUACUGGGGUUAUAUCAUGGUUUGCAGCGAAGUGUGACCUCAUUCUUCUCUUGUUUGAUCCUCACAAGCUUGACAUAAGCGAUGAAUUUAAGCGGGUAAUUUCAUCCUUACGUGGUCAUGAUGACAAGAUCCGUGUUGUUCUAAACAAGGCUGACCAAGUUGAUACUCAGCAGUUAAUGAGAGUAUAUGGUGCAUUGAUGUGGUCACUUGGGAAGGUCCUAAAUACCCCUGAGGUUUCCCGUGUUUAUAUCGGUUCAUUCAAUGACAAGCCUAUCGACGCAGAAGCAGUUGGUCCCAUGGGAAGGGAUCUUUUUGAGAGAGAACAGAAUGACCUUCUAAAUGAUCUGAAGGAUAUCCCCAAGAAAGCUUGUGAUAGACGCAUAAAUGAAUACGUUAAACGUGCCAGAGCUGCUAAAAUCCAUGCUUACAUAAUCAGUCAUCUAAAGAAGGAGAUGCCUUCCAUGAUGGGGAAAGCUAAAGCUCAACAACGGCUAAUUGAUAACCUUGAAGAUGAAUUUGCUAAAGUUCAGAGGGAAUUUCAUCUACCAGCAGGUGAUUUUCCAUAUUUGGAACAUUUUAGGGAAGUUCUAGGUGGCUACAGUAUCGACAAAUUUGAGAAGUUGAAGCCGAAGAUGAUUCAAAAUGUUGAUGAUAUGCUUGGCUAUGAUAUUCCGGAGUUACUAAAGAAUUUCAGAAACCCGUAUGAAUGAAUGCAACUAAAACCUUGGCAUUAAGAGAAGCAAACUUAUGGCUACAUCACGUGGCUUGUGUAGAUAAUUUUGUGGUAUGCUUAGAACUUAUAGUAAGUUAAUGGAAUCUUAUGUUUUGCUCUUGCUCAGAGGCAAGCUGAGUCUCCAUUAUUCAGUAUUUGCAAUCGCAACUGUGAUUGAUGAACAAUUGCUUGGUAAUUUACAUCAAGUUUUUUUUGCCAUAACCAAGUGAAAUACUUGACAUUGAACUUCGAUGCUUAUAUAUAUAGAGGUUCGCUGUUAUUUAA